Molecule: messenger RNA, 639 nt
Organism: Echinococcus granulosus
Lineage: Eukaryota; Metazoa; Platyhelminthes; Cestoda; Cyclophyllidea; Taeniidae
Product: Ras-related protein Rab-11A
Exons: 5
Coding region: 1-639 (212 amino acids)
Biological process (GO): exocytosis
Cellular component (GO): recycling endosome
Molecular function (GO): GTPase activity; GTP binding
Source: RefSeq, a predicted model, not a curated record
AUGGCUUCAAAGGACGAUGAAUACGAUUACCUUUUCAAAAUUGUACUAAUUGGUGACUCCGGUGUCGGAAAGAGUAAUCUUCUUUCCAGGUUUACGCGGAAUGAGUUUAAUCUGGAAAGCAAAACAACAAUCGGUGUAGAAUUUGCUACUAGGAGUGUCAAAAUUGAUAAUAAGGUUAUUAAAGCUCAAAUUUGGGACACUGCUGGUCAGGAGCGUUAUCGUGCCAUUACCUCAGCUUACUACCGUGGUGCCGUUGGAGCCCUUCUGGUCUACGACAUUGCCAAAUAUUCUACCUACGAACACGUUCAUGUUUGGUUGAAGGAAUUGAAAGACAACGGUGACCGAAACAUCGUGACAAUGUUGGUGGGAAACAAGUGCGACUUGCGCCACCUUCGUACUGUUCCAACUCAAGAAGCCAAGGCCUUUGCAGAAAGCGCUCAGCUCCACUUUAUCGAAACAUCCGCACUGGAUUCCACUAACGUCGACGAGGCUUAUAUCUACCUUCUAAAGCAGAUCACGAAGCUCGUAGGGUCCCCAAAUGCCAAUAGCGAUAGUAACCUCCCAUUAGGUGGACGUCCAACAAUUCCAUUGCAGAACAGCAGUCAAGAGCCAAAGAAAGCCUGCUGUUCUGGAUUUUAA